Molecule: messenger RNA, 942 nt
Organism: Pygocentrus nattereri (red-bellied piranha)
Lineage: Eukaryota; Metazoa; Chordata; Actinopteri; Characiformes; Serrasalmidae
Product: transmembrane 4 L6 family member 5-like
Exons: 5
Coding region: 183-791 (202 amino acids)
Cellular component (GO): membrane
Source: RefSeq, a predicted model, not a curated record
AGCAGUUUCAGUCAGAUCCCCUCAAUGUGCCUGUCAAUAGCUGGCACAGUAACAGCAGCACAAUCGGUCUCAGAAACUCUGCUUGAUUUUAUUUGUGCACAGCAUCAAGUUUAGCUGUGAGUUUUGUUCUACAGCCUUUUUUGGUCUUCAUAUAUAGAUUAUUUAAUCUAAGAUCUUAAGAGAUGUGUUGUACAGGAAAGUGUGCGCGGUUAGUAGGUUUGAUUCUGCUGCCCUCAGCGUUUGCAUGCAUGUUAGCCAACCUGCUGCUGUUCUUCCCCAAUGGUGAGCGUCUGGAGAAUAGUCAGAUCUCGACGCAGGUCUGGCUCAUGGGAGGACUGAUCGGUGGAGGACUGUUUAUGCUGUGUCCAAGCUGUUCUGCUAUCAGAGCUGGGGGCAAGGGUUGCUGUGGGAAAGGUUGCUGUGGGAACCGCUGCCGUAUGCUGAAUUCUGUGUUCUCCUCUGCGUUUGGUCUGAUUGGGGCGAUAUACAGCACCAGCGUUGCAUCUGCAGGACUGGCUAUUGGACCAAAAUGCAGAGUGUCUGAUGAGACCUGGAAGUACCCCUUUGAGGACGCACCCCAAGGAAACAGCAGUUACUUAGUGGAUAAAUCUUUGUGGUCUGUCUGCGUGUUCCCGGAGAAUGCAGUUCUUUGGCAUAUCGUUCUUUUUUCCAUAAUCUUGGGGCUGGGCACGGUGCAGGUGGUGCUCCUCGCCAUCCAGGUCAUCAAUGGUUGCCUGGGCUGCUUCUGUGGGGACUGCAGAAACAGCAAAGAGGAUGAUGGAGGAUUGUGAAAAGAAGAUUUUAUGGAUGAUGAGUUAUUCAUAUGCCAGACUUCUUUUUCCAUACAUGUAUGCACACUAUAUUUAUGCUAUAAGUACAUGUAUGGACACCAGCUUCCACAUUUACAUAUUAACUUGACGAUAUGUUAAUUCAGUACCAGUA